Spirodela intermedia is the source of this 1412-nucleotide messenger RNA. Lineage: Eukaryota; Viridiplantae; Streptophyta; Magnoliopsida; Alismatales; Araceae. The record is from the annotation of a GenBank genome assembly.
AUGGUCAGCGCCACGGCAGGUGGGAUACCGAGCACGUUGGACAUGGAAGGACUGUUCCAUGUGUUCCAGCACUCUGCACACCGCCGGAGGAAGCUUCGACGAUGAGGCCCCCGGCGACUCACGGAGGAUCCGCAUUGGGGGGAAGCCUCUUGGCUGUGCAAUUAUUGCUGUCUUGGCUGCUUGGAUUGGUAUGCUCUUCCUCUCUCACUCUCUCGCUCCCAUCCUCUCCCACGGAAUCCCACCCAAUUAUUUGAUAAAUAAUAGAUGCAUAGAUCCCCCGAUCAACCGCGAUUAAGGGCGUCUUAAAUCCAAUAAAUCACGCAGAAUCAAUCAAAUAAGGCAGAAAAUUGGGGACAGAGGAUCCCCAUGAUUCACUAGAAUUAGGGUUCUUGUGUGGAAUCCAAAGUUCUCCCCCUCUUUCAUAGGAUUUCUAGAUAGAAUCAUAACUCGAGGAAAUCCAGUCCGCUAGGGGCUGUGAUGGCAAAUCUUCUGUCGCUAUUUUCUCCCAUCGAAAUCAUGCCAAUGUCUACAUAAUUAGGCUUCAUGAGGAGACGUAAUUUUAAGGUUGAUUCUCAAGUUAGUAGGGAAACAAGGUCAAAUCACACACUACUUUCACACUGAUUCAAUCUAAUCCAUAUUAUCUCAACAAUUUAUGAAUGAUAGCAAGUCUACAGAGGUGAGACAAGGCAUCUUAAUUUUCAGCAAAAUCAGCAUAAAUACAAAAUAUAAAUAGGAUCUUGAUCCAUAUCAUGAUGGCACCGUAGACAAAAAGAAAACACAAGUUCAGUUAGACUGUCAUAUGGGUUACUUAAAGAAUUGGCAAAUAAGUAAUUUACUUGUAAAGAACAUAUGAUGUGUAUCAAACCAUGAAAUGUGGGCACCCAAAAUUCAGAAUCUUGUUGAGAAUGAUGCACAAAAAUUAGAAAACUUAUUGCACGAGGGCAAUAGAUUAAAUAUUACACUUAUGUUGUCAUUUUCUUUUACCCCCCUUGCUUGGAUUUCAUGUAUUGUAUUGGGAUUAAUGGAUACCUUGGGAAAGCUCUAUUUGACACUGUGGAAAUUGUAAUGCUUAGGAUGAUUUUGAUUCCACGAUGGUUCUUAUCAUGUCUCAAUCCUUUUUUAAAACUCCUUCAUUUAAAAUGAAUUUACUUUUAUUGGUAAACAUUCAUAAUCUUACGAGCAUGAUGUUUCCAUUCAUCAAACUGAUACUUGUGACAUGCAUAUAUCAUCAAUUUUCUACAAAUUUCCUCAUUUGGAAAUCCUUUCAUACAAGAGAGAGUCUACUUAAAAUUUUAUUAUAUACUUAGAAAUGGGAUAAUUUUUCUGAGUAAUAUACCUUAGUAAGUAUGUAUGAUACACAUAGUAUAACUAUCAAAAUGCACUCUCAUUGUUGUCUCUCGUUGAGCACUUGA